Microthlaspi erraticum is the source of this 3177-nucleotide messenger RNA. The record is from the annotation of a GenBank genome assembly. NCBI's taxonomy places the organism in Eukaryota, Viridiplantae, Streptophyta, Magnoliopsida, Brassicales, Brassicaceae.
AUGGAGGAAGAGAAGUCGUUCUCGGCGUGGUCGUGGUCCGUUGACCAAUGCCUGAAAGUGUACAAGACAACACUAGACAAGGGCUUAACCAGCGAAGACGUCCAAAUCCGCCGUCAAAAGCACGGUUACAACGAGCUCGCGAAGGAGAAAGGCAAACCUUUAUGGCAUCUCGUACUGGAGCAAUUCGACGACACGCUCGUGAAGAUCCUCCUCGGCGCAGCGUUUAUCUCUUUCGUUUUAGCGUUUUUAGGCGAAAGCGAAGAAAACGGCUCAGGUUCAGGGUUCGAGGCCUUUGUAGAGCCGUUUGUGAUAGUUUUAAUCCUGAUUUUGAACGCCGUCGUUGGUGUGUGGCAAGAGAGCAACGCAGAGAAAGCUCUCGAGGCUCUUAAAGAGAUGCAAUGCGAAUCAGCAAAGGUCUUAAGAGACGGAGCUCUGUUGCCGAAUUUGCCUGCGAGAGAGCUUGUUCCUGGAGACAUAGUGGAGCUACACGUAGGAGAUAAAGUCCCUGCGGACAUGAGAGUCUCCGGUUUAAAAACAUCGACUUUGAGAGUCGAGCAGAGCUCGUUAACCGGUGAAGCAAUGCCGGUUCUGAAAGGAGCUAAUCUAGUGGUUCCUGAUGAUUGCGAGUUGCAAGGCAAAGAGAAUAUGGUUUUCGCGGGAACAACGGUUGUUAACGGAAGCUGCGUUUGCGUCGUGACGAGCAUCGGUAUGGAUACAGAGAUCGGGAAGAUCCAGAGACAGAUUCACGAGGCGUCGCUUGAAGAGAGCGAGACUCCGUUGAAGAAGAAGCUUGACGAGUUUGGAAAUAGAUUGACUACAGCGAUCUGCAUCGUCUGUGUUCUUGUGUGGAUGAUCAACUACAAGAACUUCGUUUCUUGGGACGUUGUGGAUGGUUACAAGCCUGUGAACAUCAGGUUCUCGUUCGAGAAAUGCACUUACUACUUCAAAAUCGCGGUCGCUCUCGCCGUAGCCGCGAUUCCUGAGGGCUUACCCGCUGUGAUCACGACGUGUUUGGCUCUAGGGACGAGGAAAAUGGCGCAGAAGAAUGCUAUAGUGAGGAAGCUGCCGAGUGUGGAGACACUCGGCUGCACGACCGUGAUCUGUUCAGACAAAACCGGGACUUUGACAACGAACCAGAUGUCUGCGACCGAGUUCUUCACUCUCGGCGGUAAAACGACGAUUACUCGAGUGUUUUCGGUUGAUGGUACGACUUAUGAUCCAAAAGACGGUGGAAUUGUGGAUUGGGGUUGUUACAAUAUGGAUGCUAACUUGCAAGCUGUUGCUGAGAUUUGUUCCAUUUGUAAUGACGCUGGAGUGUUUUACGAAGGAAAGUUGUUUAGAGCAACUGGCUUGCCUACAGAAGCAGCCUUGAAGGUUCUUGUUGAGAAGAUGGGUCUCCCGGAGAACAAGAACGGUGAGAUUAUCCAAGAAGCUUCAAACUUUUCCGACAACAAUGGCAGCUCUGUCAAGCUAGGUUGUUGUGAUUGGUGGAGCAAAAGAUCGAAGAAGGUAGCGACAUUGGAGUUUGAUCGUGUCCGUAAGUCAAUGAGUGUUAUCGUUUGCGAGCCGAGCGGACAAAACAGGCUUCUCGUGAAGGGAGCAGCUGAGAGCAUACUUGAGAGAAGUUCACAUACACAGCUUGCUGAUGGAUCUCUUGUGGCUUUAGAUGAAGCUUGUAGAGACGUGAUCCUCAAGAAACAUUCUGAAAUGACUUCAAAAGGGUUAAGAUGUUUAGGGUUAGCUUACAAAGACGAAUUAGGAGAGUUUUCGGAUUACACUUCCGAAGAACAUCCUUCGCACAAGAAGCUUUUAGAUCCUUCUUGCUACUCAAGCAUCGAAACAGACCUAAUCUUUGUUGGAGUCGUUGGUCUCAGAGAUCCUCCGCGUGAAGAAGUUGGAAGUGCGAUUGAAGAUUGCAGAGAAGCUGGAAUCAGAGUGAUGGUGAUAACCGGAGAUAAUAAGUCAACGGCUGAGGCUAUUUGCUGUGAGAUUAGAUUGUUUUCGGAGAGUGAUGAUCUUUCGGAGAGUAGCUUCACCGGUAGAGAGUUUAUGUCUCUUCCUGCUUCACGGAGAAUCGAGAUUCUGUCGAAACCUGGAGGGAAAGUGUUUUCUCGAGCUGAGCCGAGGCAUAAGCAAGAAAUCGUUAGGAUGCUUAAGGAAAUGGGAGAAAUCGUUGCCAUGACAGGUGAUGGUGUGAAUGAUGCUCCUGCUUUGAAACUCGCUGAUAUUGGAAUCGCCAUGGGAAUCACUGGAACAGAGGUUGCGAAAGAAGCUUCAGAUAUGGUUCUUGCAGAUGAUAAUUUCAGUACUAUUGUCUCUGCUGUAGCUGAAGGUCGGUCCAUUUACAACAACAUGAAAGCUUUUAUCAGGUAUAUGAUAUCAUCAAACGUUGGAGAAGUAAUCUCAAUCUUCUUAACCGCGGCAUUGGGGAUACCGGAAUGUAUGAUUCCGGUUCAGCUUCUUUGGGUUAAUCUCGUAACUGAUGGUCCUCCAGCUACAGCGUUAGGGUUUAAUCCAGCUGAUAUUGAUAUCAUGAAGAAACCACCGCGCAAGAGCGAUGAUUCUCUAAUCGAUUCGUGGGUUCUCAUUCGAUAUCUUGUGAUUGGUUCUUACGUUGGAGUUGCCACUGUUGGCGUCUUUGUCUUGUGGUACACGCAAGCUUCUUUCCUAGGGAUUAGCCUGAUCACAGACGGACACACAUUGGUCAGCUUCACUGAGCUUCAGAAUUGGUCUGAAUGUUCUUCUUGGGGAUCGAAUUUCACAGCGACUCCUUACACAGUCUCUGGCGGGUUAAGGACGAUCUCGUUUGAGAACAAUCCUUGUGAUUACUUCACGUUAGGGAAAGUCAAGCCGAUGACUCUGUCUCUCUCUGUUCUUGUGGCGAUUGAGAUGUUUAACUCGUUGAACGCUUUGUCUGAAGACAACAGUCUUUUGACGAUGCCACCGUGGAGAAACCCUUGGCUGCUUGUGGCUAUGAGUGUCUCCUUUGGGCUUCACUGUGUCAUCCUCUAUGUUCCUUUCUUGGCUAAUGUGUUUGGGAUUGUGCCUUUGAGUUUCAGGGAAUGGUUUGUGGUUAUUCUUGUUUCUUUCCCUGUGAUUCUUAUCGAUGAAGCUCUUAAGUUCAUUGGGAGAUCCAGAAGAAGAAGAAGCAAGAAGAAGAAGAUCAAGACAAUGUAA